This is a messenger RNA of Hypoxylon fragiforme, 1423 nucleotides long. Its product is annotated as Nucleotidylyl transferase. Lineage: Eukaryota; Fungi; Ascomycota; Sordariomycetes; Xylariales; Hypoxylaceae. The transcript has a single exon. Gene Ontology annotation, biological process: pantothenate biosynthetic process. Gene Ontology annotation, molecular function: pantoate-beta-alanine ligase activity. The coding region runs from base 165 to 1289 and encodes 374 amino acids. The record is from RefSeq and is a predicted model, not a curated record.
UUCGUAGUAGAAACCAUCACGAUUUUUUUCUCAUUUCAUCUCAAUUUCCCGCAGAGUCACCGCAAUGGCUCAUGAUGUAUCAAUAAUUACCUCAUUGCACCCUCCUUAACUAUUUAAAAACACUGCAUGUCUAGAAUUAUAAAUUACCGAAUAAGUAGCCCUCGAUGUUCGCUCUCAAUCUGCGUGGCUAUGCCAUAUCGCCCACUUUCAAUCGAACAUUCAUCCGAACGAUGGCUUCAGCUCGACGCUCAGCCUACGAAACCAUUCCAUCUUCUCCAAUCCGUGUAAUGCGUACUGUCGAGGCUGUGAGGAGAUGGAGAAAGCCCCAGUACCUCGAUCACAGGAUUGUAGGACUAGUACCUACCAUGGGAGCUCUACACGAAGGUCAUCUUUCCUUGAUCCGCGCCGCAGCUCGCGAAACUCACCACGUCGUCGUCAGCAUAUACGUGAACCCGGCCCAGUUUGGAAUCAAGGAAGACUUGGCUUCUUAUCCCGUAACCUGGGACGAGGACUGUAAAGUGUUGGCCAACUUGGACCGUGAACUGGCAGACGACGGCGGGAACCUCGGUCGCAUCAGCGCUGUUUUUGCGCCAACGACUUCGGAGAUGUAUCCUUCAGGAUUUCCUGGCCAGGAGGUCGAUUCUAAAGGGAGUUUUGUGGUCAUGACACCAAUCAGCGAGUUGCUCGAAGGUGGCACACGACCAACCUUCUUCCGGGGUGUUGCCACCGUUUGCUUGAAGCUGUUCAACAUUGUACAACCUGAAAAGGUAUACUUUGGCCAGAAGGAUGUCCAGCAAUCCGUGAUAAUCCGGAAGCUCGUCAGAGAUUUUACGCUACCUAUCGAUGUUGUCAUAGGUUCUACUGUCCGAGACUCUGAUGGUCUCGCUUUAAGCUCUAGAAACGUCUACCUAGGCGAGAGGCGACGUAAAGUUGCCACCACCCUAUAUCAUGCCCUCAAAGCUGCAGAAUCUCAAUACCUAAAGGGCGCUUUGGAUCGAGAAUCCAUCCUCAAAGCUGCUAAAACGGUAACCACUGAUGUUUUAAAUCAGCAAUUGAGUCUUGCCCCUGAAGAGAGGGUUAGAUACGAGGUGGACUACAUUUCUCUUGCAGAUCCGCUAUCAAUGGAGGAAAUGAGCGUAGUAGACCCAAAGCAGGGAGGCGUGCUGAGUGGUGCUAUCAAGAUGCUACCAGUCGAAUCAGCACAACCCGGUGAAGACUUGGGGAGUAACGAUGGGCCAGCCGUUCGUCUGAUCGACAAUAUAAUUCUGAAGCCUUCCUCUGGGAUCUAGAUCAACUAGCUAUAGUUAUAGAUAUCUACAUUUUUGCAAAUACCCAAGAAGUUCUGGUAGUUCACUUACCUAAACACUAUACAGAUACAUAAUACAAUAUAGAGCCAAUACUAUGUAGCUCGGGGUUACUUGAA